Pararge aegeria (speckled wood butterfly) is the source of this 11124-nucleotide messenger RNA. RefSeq names its product transmembrane protein 47. Gene Ontology annotation, cellular component: cell-cell junction; membrane. Bases 235 to 927 code for a protein of 230 amino acids. The record is from RefSeq and is a predicted model, not a curated record. The transcript has 7 exons. Gene Ontology annotation, biological process: cell-cell adhesion. NCBI's taxonomy places the organism in Eukaryota, Metazoa, Arthropoda, Insecta, Lepidoptera, Nymphalidae.
UCCAUAUUCUAAUCCUAAAACUGUGGCAUUCGACGGAAAUUCAGAGCUAAAGCAAUCGAAGUUUUUAAAUUGUAUCGUGGUUUACUAACAAGACAGUCAAAAGUGUGAAUUUGUCGUGUGUCGCGUGUCGCGUGGCGUGUGGCGUGUGUCGAGUGGUGUGUGGCGUGCGGUUAGUGAGUAAAGCGCACGGAUCGUGUGUCUUGUGGUUUCCGGGGCCCGGUAGAGCGUGCGCGCAUGCAGGGGCGCGCGGGAGCUGGCCCGGGCGGGCUCCGCACGCACCCGCGCGCCCUGCCGCCCGUACUGCCCCCGCCGCCGCAGUUCGCGACCGAACAAGACGAGAUGCCUGCCAGCCAGAUUGCACAGGUGAUCGCGCUGAUAUGCGGGCUGCUGGUAGUGAUACUGAUGGUCUUGGGGCUGGCUUCGGCCGACUGGCUGAUGGCGGCGGGCUGGCGGCAAGGUCUGUUCAUGCACUGCAUCGACCCUGAGGCGCCCACGCCGCUCCCCUUCGACAUAACCGCGCAACCCGGUUGCUAUGCUGCAAGACCUGCACCUUAUAUUAAGGCCGCAGCAGGACUUUGCGUGGCGACGCUAGCAGCGGAUGUGUGCGGUGCACUGCUGACGGGACUGGGGCUGCGCUCCGCCGACCACCGCACCAAGUUCCGCUACUACAGGUUCGCGGUCCUAGCCAUGGCUCUUGCACUAAUGUGCAUCCUGAUAGCGCUAGUGAUAUACCCGGUCUGUUUUGCUGCAGAAUUAAAUCUGGGCAACAGGUCUGUUUGGGAGUUCGGCUGGGCAUACGGCGUGGGUUGGGGCGCCGCCAUCUUCCUUUUCGGCGCCGUCAUACUGCUUCUUUGCGAUAAAGAGAGCGAAGAGCUCUACUACAAGGAACGGAAAGUGGUGAGCGGAGAGGGAGGCGGGCGACCCUAGGGUCGCGGGCGCCUGCCCGACCUCGUGCCGUGAGCGCACUAGCUGCCACGCGACACGCACACACACACACAGCGCACACACACACGCCCACACAGACACAGGGUGCCUCCACACACCACCUUCGAACCCACACCGACACGCUUACGUAUGAUUAUGUAACGGUCCAAAAUAUAUAUUCGUAUCGUUUUUGAAAGUCGUACGCUUGUUACGUAAGACGUUUUAGAUUAUAAAUGAAUCCUUACGAUAAAUAACGUCAAUAUUAAGUUUGAUUGGCAGAAAAUAAUUUUCUACAUUUUAAUACAAAUGUUGAUUGAAAGGUCGUUCAUAAAAGUAAAAAGCGUCUUACGUAACAAAUGAGAGACCAACUUAUUAAUCAAGGUACAGCAGUGAUAUGGUGUAUUACUAGGUAUAUUAUAUGGACACAAUUAUUUUUGUAAUAGUAUUUUUAAGGUUGGAUGGUGGUGCAUUUGGUAAUUUCUAAGAGUUAGUGCGACAGCCAUGUUCGAAAACUAAAAUUUUGUCGCCUUAGUACAAGAUUUGCUCGCUUGCAAUCGCAAUCGAGGUUAUCGCGUAUGGAAAUACUUGAAAAAUUAAGUAAAAUGGAUCUUGAUUGCAUUGUGGUGAAACUUAAAUUUUCCUGCAAUGCUUUAGUUCGGGCUUUUGACAAAGUGUUGAUAAGACAAAAAUCAGAUGCACAGGAUUUGCGACUCUAAGGCGAGUGACAUUAUGUCCAUUUUACGUUUACGAUUCAGAGAUUUUACAUGCGAAAAUGACUCUCGAUUGCGAGCGAUCAAAUUAAGUACAACAUUUUUAGGCUACAGUUUAUCUUUGUACGCUUACAGAGUCGAUGAGCUCUGGAUCUGAAAUUACCAAAUGCUUCAUAAGCGAAGUCGCUGUAACAUUUAUGUCCUGGUUAGUACAAUUGUUUUGUGAUAAAAUUAAUUUAUUUUUGUAUAACUAGAUAUUUUUAUUUAUCAAUCGGUGGUGUGGUUCGACACGAAUGUUAUUCAUAAGAUUGGAUGGAAUCUCGUCUAUCGAGUUUAGCUUAUAAGCUUUUACGAAGUGUCUGUUUCGUUAGGGCUUUCAGUGUGUGGCUUUCGGGGUGAUGCCUAUCGCAGGCAAACCCGGACGGCGUGUUACUAUUCCGCUCGGAUACUCGACUCGCGUCAAAUACGGAAGAUUCGUAAUGCUCGCGCUGAACAGUUUUGUUUCUACACAUUAUUUUUUUACCUAUAUUUUGUUCAAUUAUUAUCCCUUAAAUUUUUAAAUUAUACUUUGAUGAAUUUAUAUACGACACAUUUUCAAUUGAUUAAUUUUGUCAUAAUUUUUUAAGCUACGUACUAUUUUUGUGUAAUCGCUUCGGAUGUGGUUUGGUGAACGUUGAAUCUAUCGGGAAUCUCAACACUAAAAAAGACUGGGUGUCAAAAUUGAUAUUUAUAGGAUUAUGUAUAUGUUUGUGAAUCGCCUCACGGCCAUGUUUUGUUAACUUUUUAGUUUUAAGAAUUUUAGGCUGUCCUGUAAUCAGGUGCGAAAUUUUCUCCCAAAUAUUGACAGAUGACGGAAUUUGAUAGUAAACGGUUCGUCUUGUGACGUACUACGUACUAUCAGAAUAACGCAUUUCGAAAUUUUCAGUCAUAAUUUCGCACAGCACGGCUAGCUUGAGCAGGAGACCAAAUUUUAUCCUCUGAGAAAGGAUAAAAUUGACUUGUACACUUGCCAAAGCACCGCUCUAGGGGAAAGGAGAAGUUACCAAUCGUUUGUCAUUUCACUUGGACAUAUGUCCCUUGUCCAGUAGGGCUAACAUACUUAGAGAUGGUAGAGAUAAUUAUGUCUAUCAUUUUCUCGUCCUAUUUCUAUGUGAGAAGACCAGAUAAUGGGUAGACAAAAUUAUCUCGUGACACAAAUCUUAACCCGGCUGAGCUACGUUGAGCCAGUAUUUCCCCCAUUUUAUCUAAUGCGGAUAUUAUUUCACAGUUUUGCUCGCAGAGUGGAUAAAACUGUGGAAGGGGAUAAGAAUUUCGUUCUUUCCCCCAUUGAGCAAUUGUCUCCUGCCUAUGUUAGUCUUGCAGUUGUAGGAUUGGAAUGUUAAGUUAAGUGCGUCGUCGUUUCGUUUAGAGCUGGCUAUCGCGCGGCGGGCGGUGCAUUCACGCUUUACGUACUCGCGUACCUCGAAUGUAAUCCGUUCCAAAGAGCGUCGCUUUUAUUUAUUCGCUUUAAGUUAUUCGUCCUAGUGGUUUUUGUAAAUAUGUUUAGUGGAGUAGUGAUCGGUCGAUGUGUAUUAUCCUUGUGUGGUGUGACGUGGCGGGGCACGAGGCGAGGCGCGAGGCGCGUGGCGAGGCGCGAGGCGAGCGGGCAGGCGGCGGCGACGCCCGCUACUGCCUCACUGACCUGCGUUUUUGUAAUACGGACAUUUAGUGUUACUGCACAAUUAGUGAUAACGUGUGAAUGGACUCCGCGAGGAAUCGUAUCGGGCUAUGACUUAACUGAGAUAUUUAAUGGAAUUAAUUAUUGAACUUUUACGAUGUUACCCUCUUUACACUGUUUCAAUUGAACCGGAAUGAAGGUAAAUGAAGAACUAUUAACCAUAACCACACAUUAACCAAAUAUGAUCUCUUGAAGAAUACACGUAAAACCCGGUAAAUUACACUUGCAUGGGACGUGUGGUUAUUAUAAUAUCUAUAUACUCUAAAAUACAUUUUCAUAUUCAAAAUUUUACUGAAUUUUACCUUAUAAAAACUAUGCCGUAUUAAAAAACAUAAAGAUAAUUAUUCUAUCAACCGUACACGCUGCAAGCGUAAGCGAUCCACGGUAUUCGUUUUCACAUCGAAUCAAUUGCACGAAGCCAAUUGAAAUACUUUAAUGAGGCACUGGAGUCUAUUGCACUAUAGAAAACUUGUUGCAUAGAAAAGUUUCAGAUGCGAGCGCUCUGUAUUUCGCUUUCUAAAGAGCUCUUUGUUAAUUCAGUUCUGAUAAACCUGUAGAAAUUCAUGCCGUUAAAAAAAACUUCUCUCUUUUUAAUAAAUAACUUAGCAGUUUUGCUCAGUGAUGCUAUAAAGUUAAAUAGUAUAUAAAUUGGAAUUAUUUUGAGCCUGAGUGAGUUUAAAUUCAGUUGUAAACUAAGCGGAGGUAAAAUUAGAUGUACUAAAUUUUUUUUUAAAAAGCUUUCUUUAUGAUUCGUCUGUGAUAUUACGUGUAUUUAAUGAAAAUCAUUUUUUUAACAAAAAACUAAAUGUCCGACAAUUUAGACACCUUAAUAGUUAUUGGUUUACCUUCAGUCAAGUUUCUUUUGGAACACACCAUAUUUGGGUACGUUUUACACGUAUAUUUUUCGUAUUUUAGUCCUAAUUAUUAUACUCGGUUAGGAUGUUGUUACACCUACACGAUUGAUUUUGCAUUAAAAUCUUGACGAAACUUUAAUUAUUCAGUAUAGCUCAGGAUUUAGCGAUUUAUGUACCCAGUUGAUCUAAUACAGAAUAUUUUCAAAGGUUAAUCAAAUGAGAAACGAAAAUAUAUGAGAACGAUUGAUUGUUAAUUUAUUGCUGGUCGUUUUGAUGUCAUAGAACACAUUUUUUGCUUUUAUUAUUCUAAAAGUUAUCUUGGACAUUUACUUCUAAGAUAGAUUUAAUUGGUAUCCGAAAUAAAAUAAAAAAUCAGCAACGUUUUUGACGUCACACUGCGUGAACUUUGACGCUAUCAAAAUCAAUAAUAAACUCUAACUUCGAACUAUUUAAAUGACUAGGCACUACAUAAAAAAAUAAUAUAAUUACGAUUAUACAGGAAGUUUAAUGUAGUACGAUUACAUGAAGAUAGGUUUUAACGUGGACGUGUAGGUAUGUUAUAUCGCGAUCGAAAAACGGAAAACAUGAUAUCGUCACGUCGGAAAUUAAAAAAUAAAUUAUUGAAGACUGCAAACGUUUUAAGUCUAUGUUGAUCGUGUGAGUGUAAUAGCACCAUUAUAUGCAUGAAAAUAAAUAAGUUUGUUUUUACGAUAAUACUCUUUUGGAAUUGAAUUGUUUCACAAUCUCAAUAUUUUCUUAAUACUUAUUCGUGAUAGUUUAUAUAACUAGGGAUCUGUAAUUAAUUCGUGUGUAAUGAUUGAUAUAUUGCUAACAAAGAUGAUAUAUAAUAAGUCGAUUUAUAGAUAUGUUUGAAUAAUUAAGUGUUCAAUGGUUUCCAUCGUUUCUCAAACUUUAUGGAGGGUCGAGAUCUCGUAGAUGUUGCAUUUAGAUGUAUAGGAUGGUAUAAAAAAUAAAACAUAGGUGUAUAGGUUUGAUACAUAUUUCUGUAUCCGGCUCGAAGGACCACGCAAAAUGGUACAGUCUGGGACUGAUUAUGUACUUCUGAAAGCGAAUUGAGCCAAUAUUUCCAUAAGUAGACCUUUAUUUAGUCCUACUCUGAAUAAAACGGAAAUAACUAAAACUGUCACAGACAGUUUAAUAACAGUUAAUAAUAUUUAAAUUUCUCCUUUUUAAAUAAAAAAAAUGUUUUCAUUGUUUUUUUUAGCCAAAAAUAUUUAAAAGAUACGUGUAAGUAAUACGUAUUUAUUACAUGAUGUGUUAAAUUUAUUUAUAUGAUUUUCGAUUAGUUUGGUUUUUAUUAGUUUUUAGAAAGUUUGAGAAUCGAUGAAUGAAGAGUACUGAUGUAAUGAACCUCAGGUUACUAUGGAAAUUUUUAAAUUUAAUGUUAGUUUUUUAUUUUGGUUAUUAAGGCUUUAAUUCCGCACUGAAAACUGAAUCGUGUAUUUAUUAUUUGUAACUGUUCUUUUUGAUUAAUUUAUAUACAUACGGACAUAUUAAUAAUAUAGAGCAAGUGAAUACUUAAACUCUGAUUUCUUUCAUUCUGCCAUUAGUAAGUUAACAACUGCUAUAACACGACUAUACGUAUGAAAUAUAUUGUUUAAUGUAACAAUAAGUGAACUAAAAUAAGUAUCUUGUUAAUAUUAUGUUGAGGUCUUGUACAAAUGCUAUAGAGCCCAGGUUAUAUGUAUUGGUAUUUGACACAAAUGACUGUCAAUAUGUUGGACAUAAAUUGCAGCAAGGAAUGUGUUAAUUUAAAUGUUCGAUAAUCAAGACUGCAGUUUAACAAUUAUGUAACAUACUGUGACGCAAAGGAAUUUUGUAAGAAGGAAUACAUGUUAAUUUAAAAUAACAUGACGGUUAACACUGAAUGGAUAUGCUCGUUCAAUAAUUUAUUAGAUAAUGUUUAUCUGACUUCGCUGAGGUGUUAUUAAAUUAAGAUCUUCGAUCUAGAUAUAUCAGUCGUCGACACGUGUCUGUGAUAAGUAAGUCCUCACCAACGAAUAGUUAAUCUAUUUUCGUUAGUUUGUGUGCAAUCUUUGUGUAUCUUACCUACAAAAAACAGAACAUAAAAUAAAACAUUUAUGCACUUUAACUUAAAUGAAUGAAUAUAAAAAACCGGACUUACAUUUUCAAUGGGACUGCAUAAUAUCUAUUUUUUGAUGAUCGUAGAUCUAGAACAUUGCUUAUCCGCAAGACAGUGGUAUUGUCGAGAGUCACAAGUGCUUACGGGAUAACGACAAAUCAACAUGGCAGGUGUCCAUGGGAGGUAGCCCUGAAGCGUGAGGUCUAGGAUAAUAUUAUAAUCAAAUGAUUACUAACGGUUUUGUAACUUUAGUUAAAUGUAUAGAUAUAGAAUGGUCUAUUAAAUAAGCUUUAUUAACUCCCUAAGUUGCGUUUUUGUCAAAAUGUCCGCUUCAUAACACCCUCAUGUAACGGAAAUAUCCCUUCAGAAGUAAUAACAUCUCACCGAUAAACAUAUUAAAACUAAAUAACAUCACAUGUUCAUGUAAGAUACAAAGUAUUGUAUGAGUAAAGUUCAAAAUGUAAAUCAUAAUCGAUGAUGUUGUAAGUAAAUGGAGGUAGAUUAGCUGUAUGCGCUACAAAAAUGGUAUAUUAGAACUUGGUCGAUUAAUUAAGCGUAUUGGCACAAUGAUUAUUGACACUACGUGUACUCUAGCCGCCUGAUGUACCUUAAGAUUGCAUUUAAAAAAACAUGUGAGUCACCCUUUGGAGACUGCCGAUAGAAGUGAAAACGAAAUCUAUGUACAUAUAUACAUAAUAUAAAUGCCUGACAGAAGCAGCCAUACUUUUAUUUAUUUAUUUUUAUUUAUACUCUUUAUUUGCAACACCAAAAAUACAGAAGAAUUAAAAAAAAAAACACAGACAAGCAGUAAACAAAAGGCUUAGUAGCGAUCUCUGCCAGGCAACCUUAGGAAAAACCAAAGUUUAACAGACUGAAGGUUGUGCACAAUUUAAAAAAAACAUAACAGAACCAUACAAGAACUUGACUCAGUUAAAAUUCUGUAAAAAAAAUCACAGAAACAGUUUUUUAUUAAAAGUUAUUUAUUCCACUUUUAUUGUUUACCAGUCUUUGUUAACGUGGGCUAUCUACCUAUUUACUUAUAAAUUUAUCGUAGGUUCAAAAUAAAAUAACAUCUGUAAGAGUAAAUUAAUGUUUUGUAGUUUAUUGUUUAAUGUAAUUUAAGAACCAUUGAAGUGGGGGGGCGUGCGGGUUAUCUAUUUCUUUUUUUUUGCAUAUAAAGAAAGUUGUUGGAAGUGCAAUCGGGCAUACCCAACAUUGUUUUUUAAUUGUACCUUUAUUACAAAACUAGAAAACUUUUUACAACGUUUCAAAGAUAUGUAUUAUUUUUAGAUUUACAAAAAAGGAUGGCAUUUCUAAUUUUGUGUAAACAUUUGCUUAGGUGGGCCCUUAAUAUUAAGGUUUACUAACACCACUAUAAACUUGUCAUCAAACAAAUAAUCACAAAUUGUUGCAUUUUUACAAGAUAUUAUUCUACUAAUUUAAUUUAAUUUUGCCGCGGGUAUAGAUUACAGAAAAGAAAAAAUAUCGACGUAAACAGGCUUUUUAGAGGCCGUAUUAUUAAAUAUGGCAUACCGACGGAAAAGCUUCUUCAUUCGCAGUGCUACUUUACAGUCAGUCGACGUAUGACAAACCUCGAGGUUGGAUAACUACACCAAGUUUAUGACAUGUUUACUAAUAAAGCCCCGAAGGUUAAUCUACAGUGGUAAACUUUUACUACAAUUACAAUUAUUUUACAAGUACAAUUUUUUUAUUUUUAGUAUGCGAUUAUACUAGUAAUGAUAAUAAUGAAUGUUUAUUUAGUGUCAUAAACAUUACACUUACAUAUUUUAUUAAAAUAUAGGCUAUAAAAACUGUCAUCCUUAUGUUAUCUGUAUAAAUCGUCCAAUGAGACCUACACAUAUCUUUUUACGUGCCGCGUUGUGUAUCUUCACAUUUCCGGAUAUAGUUGAUCGCAGACUGCCGUACUCGUGCCGUUAAUCUCAUUUUUCAAUACUGAAGCCUUGGUACAAUAAUUGCCCGCUCGCUAUCGAGGUGUCGUCCUCUAAUAUGGAAAUACUUGAACAUCAGGGUAAAAUGGAUCUUAUUAAAAAUGAAUUAAAGUUCAAAUUUUCAAACAACUCUUUAGCUACAACGUUUGUAAAACAAAAAUCAGAAGCACAGGAUUCGCUACUCUGUAACGAGCGACUUUAGGUCCAUUUUACUUUGUCAAUUCAUAGUUUGAAAUGCAAAAACGACUCUCAAAUCUUGUACGAAAGUACUGUAUCGUACGCGCAAUGAAAGUUAGUUAGUCAUGAUGGAUGUGUCGAUAUAGUAUAUGGGAAUAAAAUCAUGACAUUGUACAUGCGUGAGUAUGUAAGAGCUAAGUUUACAAACGCCUCAACCUCGUUUAUGUUUAUCUGUUAUCUCUUGUGUUUCUAUUAGUAAGCGAUCCCGCGAUUUAAAUAUUUUACUAACCGUACUGUAAAUGGGAAUGACGGCUCGAGUCGACCACAUCGGACGGGCCAAAACGUCAUGCGCAAAUCUAUGCAAAUGACUCCAUUCGUAAUUUCAUUAGAUUAUAAGAUUUUAUAUGCGGCAGUAAGCGAUCAAUCUUAAUCAUUGUGACGAGUGUUUGUGGUCAGAAUGCAGAUUUGUCAUUAUAACAUCAGUAUUUUGUAAGGGCCGCCGAUUAUCGUGACUUUUUGUUGCUGUCAUCUAUUGUCGCCCACUAUGCGUCCACUGUUAAAUGUUACUCGGCGACGAAAUGCGCUCUUUCCAAAGUUUUUAUGACGUCUGUGACGCAGUGGUUUUAAGUUGGAGUUCCCGGGUUCGAUUCCUGGCAGGGACAAUUUUCGUAUGGUUUUGUGGGAGGCUUCGGUUGUAGCUAGAUACCACCAUACCGACAAAGACCAGCCGCUAAGCGAUUAAGCGGUACGGUACGAUGGCUCUCAGAAACCGAUUCGGGGGCAUGGGUUUAAUAUAACUGCAAUACUUCCUAACAGUUAGCACGUUACCUUUUUAGACUGCAUCAUCAAUUACUAAUUUGAUGGGGAAUAAAAAAACAUGUCAAAGAACUUGUCGUAAUUUGUGUAGCUGUAUUGUAUAGCCAAGUACAGUACUUGGCGACAAAAAGUCAGGGCGACAAAAAAUCACUAUGAGCAGCGCCCCUAAACAUACUUAAUGCUUUUUAUAUUAAGACAUACUAACACAAGCUUUAUUAAUGUCAUGAAAUAAUUACAAAUUUUUGCAUUCUGAAGAAUAUUAUUGUUCUAAUUUAAUGUGGGUUAUAUUCGGAGAUAAUAAGACGACAAAUCGGAAUUAUAUAAUGAAGACUCCGUGGGGAACUCAAAGUUAGCUGCUAAUAUGGGGUUAAUAUACGACUAUACAUUGUACGGUUAAACUACUAACUCAGUAUUAGUAAUGUCAAAAUUGAUUAGUAUGAGAGAGCAUUUCGUAUUUUAACCCAGCUAUUGGCGCAAGCGGGCCCAAGGAGGUUUUAAUAUAUGGUAUAGUUUAAGUUAUUAACAUUCUACUGUUCCUGAGGAGUCGAAUUAGAUCUUUAUUUACAAAUGUAUGUGCAUUUACACUAUUUUCGUACAACCCCGCGGCGUUAAAAAUACACUGCCAAUUUAAAAAUUAUUAUGUUAGUUAAGAUUUUUUUCUAUUAAAAGUUAUAUAUGUAAUAGUGUACCUUACCUUACUGUUAGCAAAGAAGAUAUAUAAAAAGCAAACAAGCAUUAUACUAUGUAAGAGUUUUCUUGAUAUUUUAGAUGUUAAAAUGGCUAUGUAAAGUUUGACAAGAAUAAAUUGGUUUUUUUUAGUGGCAGCUUUUCUUCAACUUUUAUUGAUCGGUCGUCAGAGUUGUUUUGACAUGGAUAGUUAUAGCCGUUUGUGGAGUUGCGACUUUGCCUGGCAUUGUUUUCUCAAGAAAUAGUCACCUAUCUCAAUUUCCGGCUCUUUAACAAUCUCCAUUCCAAUAAUCUCAUUGAUCCGUUGCUGCUUGAAGGACAAGGAUAAACGAACAGACUGACAUACACUAUUUUAAUAUUAGUCUCAAUUAUUAUGAACAACGUUUUUUAUUGCAUAAUAAAAUAAUGUACGAUUCUUUUUUUUUUUUUUUUGAUCAAGGUAAUUGUGUCUAUUUUUCAGCGAAACUUCAAGAAAACUUGAGCUUGUUUGUUUACGUUUUGUGCAACUUCUUUAUAUUGGGAACAUGAUAGGGGUUUACCGUUGUAUACGCGAGAUUUGUCCGUAAACCAUUGUGGGCAGUUCCACAUACAAUUUGUAUAAAAUAUCUGCUCUGAGGUCAUCAAAGAUCAUCAUCAUUAAUAUACUACUCUCUCGUAGCAGAGAGGUAUGUAGAGCUUUUACCCACCAUACGUGUCCCAUUGGCAAGCUUUGACGAUUAUUAUCUUAAUAAUUUUGAAGCGUUAUUGGUAGUUACACAAAAGUCGCGUAACACAGUUGAACCCCUUUGUGUACAUUUUAGUCAUAGUAAGAAGGGGGCCAGUGGAAACACGCCAUGCAACGCAACGUAACGACACGCAUGUUGAGUCAAAUCAAAUCUUAGUGUGUUAGUAACUCAAGACGCGUGAAGACUCCUGAAGUGGUAUGCCGUACAACAUAUGCGCCCCUGUAAUUAACUUCGUACGCAUUAGUAUUGUAAGAUAUUUAAGAAAUUAUUUUUGUGUGAACCAUAACGCACAUUUGGGCAAAUUGCAACAAAAUUGUAUAAGAAGUUGCAUUGAAUUUUUCAUGUUGAACUUCAUGAGAUCUUUUUGCAAUUGUCCAAAUGUUGGUAUCUACCAGAAAAUUUAUUUCCUUAGCCAAAUUUAAAGUCAUAUCAAUGAGAUUAAAUAAACUACUUACAUAGCA